GUAGUGGCUUAGCAUCCCCCUUUCUCUACUACACAUUUAGCCCAUCCAGGUACCUGACAUCAUCCAUCAAUUUCUUUUCUUGCAGUUCAAGAUCCAAGCCUGUGAAUUUUCUCCUUGCAAAUAGAGAGAAAGAGAGGGAGGAAGAGAGCAUCGUUGUCAUUUUCAUGUUUCUACGUGCUAGUGGUGACAAGAAAUUUGAUGCCAUGAUGAAGGGAAUUCAAUAGCGAAUUUGCAUUGGGUGGUCAUUCAUCACUAAUCACUAAUCACUAAUCACUAAUCGAUUGGAGAGAGAAAUGAAGUUCUGAUUUGUCUUCUGUAUAUUGAGGUUACAGUGGAAGAGGGAGAUUUUGUAUUUUUAUUACUGGUUGCAAAAGAUGGCAAGGGGAAGAGGUGACGGGGAACAGAAGAAGCGGCUGGUAACUUGGAUAGUGGUAUUGGCUAUUGUUUGCGGUUGUCUUUACAUGUAUUCUCGAAAAGGUGGAACAUCUGCUCUUGAAUAUGGCAGUAAAUCUCUAAGGAAGUUAGGUUCUUCUUAUUUGGGUGGGGAGGACAACGGUGAUGAAGCUUCAAACAAAUUCGGUGAAGAUCUACAGGAUGGCGUUAUGCUUAAAAGCAUUCCUGUUUGUGAUGAUGGGCAAUCGGAGCUGAUUCCUUGUCUAGAUAGAAACCUUAUAUACCAGACAAGAUUGAAGCUGGAUUUGUCUUUGAUGGAGCACUAUGAAAGACAUUGCCCAGCUUCAGAAAGGCACUUCAAUUGCUUGAUUCCUCCUCCACCAGGUUACAAGGUCCCGAUCAAGUGGCCCAAAAGCAGAGAUGUGGUGUGGAAAGAAAAUAUACCUCACACCCACCUCGCAAGUGAAAAGUCUGAUCAGAACUGGAUGGUUGUCAAAGGUGACAAGAUUGAAUUUCCUGGAGGUGGCACACACUUCCAUUACGGGGCUGAUAAGUAUAUAGCUGCAAUUGCAAAUAUGCUGAACUUUCCAAAAAACAUUUUAAACAAUGGAGGAAGACUCCGGACAGUCCUUGAUGUUGGUUGUGGAGUUGCGAGUUUUGGUGGAUAUCUUCUUUCUUCUAAUAUCAUUGCAAUGUCAUUGGCACCAAAUGAUGUUCAUCAAAACCAGAUCCAGUUUGCCUUGGAAAGAGGAAUCCCUGCAUACCUUGGUGUUUUAGGGACAAAGAGACUUCCUUACCCAAGCAGAUCUUUUGAACUUGCACAUUGUUCUCGUUGUAGGAUUGAUUGGCUUCAAAGAAAUGGAAUCCUUCUUCUUGAGCUAGAUAGGUUGCUUAGACCUGGAGGCUACUUUGCAUACUCAUCCCCUGAAGCCUAUGCACAAGAUGAAGAGGAUCUGAGAAUCUGGAAAGAAAUGAGUGCCCUUGUCGAACAGAUGUGUUGGAAGAUAGCUGUGAAAAGGAAUCAAACAGUUAUCUGGGUCAAGCCUCUGACAAAUGACUGUUACAUGGAAAGAGAACCCGGUACCCAGCCUCCUCUCUGCAAAUCUGAUGACGACCCAGAUGCAGUAUGGGGUGUGCCAAUGGAAGCUUGCAUCACUCCUUACUCUGACCAUAAUCAUAAAGAAAGAGGGAGUGGAUUAGCUCCUUGGCCUGCUCGGUUGACUGCUCUACCUCCCCGUCUCGCUGACUUUGGCUAUUCUAAUGAAAUGUUUGAAAAGGACAUGGAGGUUUGGCAGCAGAGAGUAGAGAAUUAUUGGAAUCUUUUAAGCCCGAAGAUUAGGCCUGAUACACUGAGGAAUGUGAUGGAUAUGAAGGCAAACCUAGGGUCAUUUGCAGCUGCUCUGAAGAGCAAAGAUGUCUGGGUUAUGAAUGUCGUGCCUGAAGACGGACCCAACACUCUCAAAAUAAUAUAUGACAGAGGCCUGAUAGGCACUGUGCACAGCUGGUGCGAAUCCUUUUCGACCUAUCCACGGACUUAUGAUCUACUCCAUGCUUGGAUGGUUUUCUCCGACAUUGAAAAGAAAGGUUGCAGUGCUGUGGAUCUGUUAAUUGAGAUGGACCGCAUCCUGAGACCGACAGGCUUCAUCAUUAUCCGAGAUAAACGACCAGUGGUGGAGUUCGUAAAGAAACAUUUAUCAGCACUACAUUGGGAAGCAGUGGCAACAGCUGAGGCUGAGGGGGAGUCUGAGCAAGAUGAGGAUGAUAUGGUAUUCGUCAUUCAAAAGAAGCUGUGGCUAACAUGGGAGAGUUUCAGGGAAACAGAGUAAAACAGCUAACCUUGUCAUCCAGAGUCUUGGCCUUUCACCUGAAACAACCACUGCGUUGCAGGGCUUAAGGUGCCCAAGCAGAGCAGGUAGUUUAUAUGAUUUUGUAGCAUUUGAUGAUCAUUUAUUUAGUUCAUUUGUUACAAGCCAUUUGUAUUGUAUUUUUAUUCUUCGUCAACUCAAAAGUCAAAACUGCUGUAAUUUUAUUUUAUUUUUGGUUUUUUUCAACCAUGGACUACAGUAGGAAAUAAAGAAAUAGCACGUUAAAAGAAA
This is a messenger RNA of Populus euphratica (Euphrates poplar), 2489 nucleotides long. Its product is annotated as probable methyltransferase PMT3. Gene Ontology annotation, cellular component: cytoplasm; trans-Golgi network; endosome. The coding region runs from base 375 to 2219 and encodes 614 amino acids. Lineage: Eukaryota; Viridiplantae; Streptophyta; Magnoliopsida; Malpighiales; Salicaceae. The record is from RefSeq and is a predicted model, not a curated record. Gene Ontology annotation, molecular function: methyltransferase activity. The transcript has 8 exons.